Saprolegnia parasitica CBS 223.65 is the source of this 935-nucleotide messenger RNA. RefSeq lists its product as hypothetical. The record is from RefSeq and is a predicted model, not a curated record. Lineage: Eukaryota; Oomycota; Saprolegniomycetes; Saprolegniales; Saprolegniaceae. The coding region runs from base 1 to 843 and encodes 280 amino acids. The transcript has 5 exons.
AUGGAGCCGCUGCCCGAGACGAGCAUACCGUCGUGGCGGCUCGAGAAGCGCAAGUCCAAGUACGCGCAGGCGCGCGAGGUGCUCGAGGCGACCUUCUCGUCCACAGGUGUCGAGUGCGCCGUCCGGUCGCUGGAAGGGCUGUCCUUCCGGAGCUGGGACGAGUUCCACGCGUACCUCGACGCUUACGCCCGCGAGACGCACCAAACCUACACCUCGCGCGAUACGAAGCUCACGGCGCGCUACAACAGCGAGCAGACCAAGCGUCGCGUCAAGAACUUCACGCCUGUGCCACCCGAGUUCAAGCACGCACGCGUCCGCUACGACUGCAAGCAUUCGCACUCGAACAUGUCCAAGAACAAGAAUCUGAUCAAGGAGACGUGCAAUGUGGACGCCGCCAAGCCCAAGCUGCGAGCGUUCUACUCGGCCUGCCCCGUCAAGAUGCACGUCCAAGUGCACCGGAACGAAGCCACGCACGACGAGUGGCGCGUCCUCAUUACCUCGCACUUGAACGUGCACAACCACAACGUGUCGGACGACGCGCAGGCGCCGGUCCGCCUCGGUGUACCAGGCAUGCUGCCACUCAUGCCCGACGCCACCAAGCGCCAAGAAGCCAUGGACGAGCUCUUGGGCUUCUUCGCGACCUACCAAGCCGCAAGGGAAGACCCUGACGCGUUCCAGCGGCGCUACAGCGACCUUCACACGUACAUCUACCAGUCGCUCUGGGAAGACACACGCGGCGACCCGAUGGACCCGGCCAUGCAGCUCUUUCAGAAGCUCCCUCGGCCCCAUGUGCGCAACGACAAACGGCCCAAGUUUACGCCCUCGGUGUUUGAGAUUUUGUAAUAGCUAGAGCAGCCACUCGUUUCGGGCUAUACGCAUCCCCCAGACGGCGGAACCCAGAAACAACCCUAUCCAUAGUCGACGAUAAACCUUUC